This is a messenger RNA of Papaver somniferum (opium poppy), 1532 nucleotides long. Its product is annotated as mediator of RNA polymerase II transcription subunit 15-like. Gene Ontology annotation, biological process: positive regulation of DNA-templated transcription. Gene Ontology annotation, cellular component: SWI/SNF complex. The transcript has 2 exons. The coding region runs from base 1 to 1116 and encodes 371 amino acids. The record is from RefSeq and is a predicted model, not a curated record. NCBI's taxonomy places the organism in Eukaryota, Viridiplantae, Streptophyta, Magnoliopsida, Ranunculales, Papaveraceae.
AUGGAAGAAGCAGCAAAUAAUAGUAAUAGUCCGGCUCAACAACAGCAACAGCAGCAGCACCAACAACAACUAAUGAAGAUGCAUAAACAACAGCUUCUUUAUCAACAUUAUCAACAACAAUUACAACAACAAAAUCAAUUCUCAAAUCAAAAUCAAGCUAUUUCUCGAUUUCCAUCAAACAUUGAUGCUCAUUUAAGACCAUUAGGAAGUCUUCAACAGCAGCAGCAGCAACAGCAACAACGUUCAAUUAAUCUUCAGCAGCAACAGCAACAGCAGCAGCAAAUACAACAACAGGGUUCAAACCCUAACCCUAAUUUGAAUGUCAAUGUUAAUCUGCAACAGCAGCAGCAAAAAGUAGUAAGUAGACAAGGGCAACAAGCAGAACUAGAAAUGGCUUAUCAGGAUGCUUGGCGGGUGUGUCACCCUGAUAUCAAACGCCCCUUUUCUUCCCUUGAAGAUGCAUGUGAAAGGCUACUGCCUUACCACGUGGUGGCAGACUAUGAAGCUGAAGAGGAUGAUAGGAUCCUUGAUUCUGAUACAACAGGUCAGAUGCCCUCCCGCUCCCAGCAAUGGGACCACAACAUUGCAAGUAAAGUAUCAGAAUUUACAUCUACUUUCGAGAAACAAGUCCUGGCCUUCAAUAUAAUAUCUCGUAAGCGAAGUCUAGGGGAGUUUCGGUCUGAAGAGAGAUUGAUGUUAGAGCAAGCCCUUCUACAAGAUGAGAAACAUGCUCUGUUGGAGCUAAGGGCUGAGAUUGAAUCCAGAGAGAAAGCCAGUCGAGAUGCUGCAGAAGCUAAAAUGCGAAUGGCAGCCAUGGUUCAAGCAGAGCAUGCCCGUGUUGAAGCACAAACUCAUGCGGAAAUGCUUGCUCGUGCACCAAUGAGAGGGAGUGCUGUUGGUUCUCAAGCUGAUGAAGGUUCAGUGGGGCAUGAGAUGUCAGGGCAUGAACAAGUAGGCCACAUGGAUGAGAUGAUUCAUGGUUGGGGUAGUACGCACAGAGAGGAUGAUGAACCAUCAGAAGAUUUUCUGAAUGACGAAAAUGAGCCUGAAAAUGGGGACACCGGAAUCCAGGAUGAAUGGAGGGAAGUAGGAGAAUUUGAUUUGAAUACUAGGUAAUUAAGCUUAGAAAUCAGAUGUGAAGUUCUCAAAAAUUAAAAUGGAGCAUAACAAAAUCUAUUUUAAUCAGUUCUAAGGAAAAGGUGCAGGAUGAGUAGAGUGACUUUGGUCAUCAUUAACAGAGCUCCAAAUUCUUGAUUGUAGAUUAAUUGAUGUAUCUGUAUGUAUGGAUGUGAUUGUAGGUUCCUGUGGCUCUUUAAAUUUAAACAAUGGUUCCUAGGGUGAUUUCCAUGUUUGAAGUUGGAGCCUUAAUUGUUAAUUUAUCCAUUUUCACCAUUAAGGGGUGGAUUUGAUGUCAUUUUUAAAACAUGUCGGGUAAAAACAUUUCAAGCCCUGUAUUUUUGUUCUAUGUUUCUCUGGCACAUGUACGCAGUAACAACAAUAUGCAUAUUCGAGGGUCUUGUUAGUUCGGGUUU